Molecule: messenger RNA, 717 nt
Organism: Mixia osmundae IAM 14324
Lineage: Eukaryota; Fungi; Basidiomycota; Mixiomycetes; Mixiales; Mixiaceae
Exons: 3
Coding region: 331-678 (115 amino acids)
Source: RefSeq, a predicted model, not a curated record
GACAACAGCCGCUUCAGACGCUCUAAUUGGGAACAUGCCCGGGACCGCGGCCCUUAGGCAGGGGUGGUGAACUGUCGUGAGGUGACNCNAGCGGACGAGCGNANGCCGACGAGAUUUGACCUGCUGUGCUCGCGGCCGUCAAGUUGAGGCGCGCUCGGUCGUUCAGACGAGAAGCUGGUCAGCAAGAAGACAACAACCGCCUCUGGAUCUUGCUUUGCCNAUGAACACUGGAGCCCGGAGGUAGCUUUGCAACCUNUCAGCGANGGAUAACNNCAGANGAGGUAUNNGCAGCGAACGAAGAGUAUCNGCCNGCGNCAAGUGCUCUNCCGNAUGNNGCCAGCCUUNGAGGCUUGCUCGCUCGUCGGAUCUAGCUCGUGGCUCGACAGCAACACAGCCGACUUACCGGCAGCACUGACAAAAGCAACACCUUCUUUCCUCAGCGCUUACGUCUGCAAUGCAUCUACAUUGUCUCGCUGCUUGGCGAGUCUUCCCUCUCGUGAGGCAAACCAGAUCAUGCUCCCACGCACUCAUGUCAAAUUACAUUUUGAGCAGUCGUGGAAGACGUGCUGGCCGUCUUUAGACUGGACGCUGUCGACUACUCAUCGCUCAAAGUGCGCCGAAGAGCUAUGCGAAUAUCAAAGAGCAUCUUUCAGUCGGUUGCUGCCACAGUCAAGGUAGCGAGCCUAGAAAAUGCUCGAAUAUCCCCAUGUCUAUCUU